Messenger RNA from Eimeria necatrix, 7071 nucleotides. RefSeq lists its product as hypothetical. Gene Ontology annotation, molecular function: DNA-binding transcription factor activity. Lineage: Eukaryota; Apicomplexa; Conoidasida; Eucoccidiorida; Eimeriidae. Gene Ontology annotation, biological process: regulation of DNA-templated transcription. The record is from RefSeq and is a predicted model, not a curated record. The coding region runs from base 1 to 7071 and encodes 2356 amino acids. The transcript is spliced from 3 exons.
AUGGACUCGCGAGGUGAAGUAGCAUCAGCUGCUGCACUGGCAGCAGCAGCAGCCACGGCGGCUUCAGCUCCAGCUGCAGCAGCUACAGUUCCAGCAGCAGCAGCAGCAGUACAUGCUGCUGCAGGUGUCGGUAAAGCUAUUCAAGGGCUGUCUACCGUUCCCUCAGCUUCCCUUCAGCCUCCGAGCGCCAGCAGCAGCAACAGCAACAGGGCCAGCAGCGGCACCAGAAUCAGCAGCAGCGGUGGCAGCAGCAGCAGCAGCAGCGGCGUGAUCGUGACCAGCAGCAACAGGGAGACCGAGGCUGCGAUGCGGCUGAUGCUGCAGCCAGCGGAGGUGCUGCUAGACAGGACGACUGCGCUAUUUGCUGCUCUUGCAGACCCAGAUUUGUACAGGCAGCACUGGGCAGGCGUUGCCCCCGGCGUUUGCUGCCACAGAGGCAGCAGCAGCAGCGGCUGCUGCUGCUGCGAUGAAGGGGCGGGCUGUGUUUGCAGCGUAUGCAGCAGCAGCCCUGGGCAGCAGCGACGGUACAGCUGCAGCGGCAGCAGCUGCAGCCUUGCUGUGCCCCCGCGAGCAGAGGGCCCGCUGGUGGAUUUGCUGCCUCUUUUUUUGUGUCGGAGUGACGCAGCAGCAGCAGCUGCUGCUACUGCAGCAGAGCGCUACAGCUUUUUGCCCACUGCUGCUGCUGCUGCUGCUGCUGUGCCUCUGAGGUAUGCAGACGAUGUCGCCUGCUACUGUCUUCGUCUGGACUUCUUGGGCCGACCAGCAGCGCCGGCAGCAGCAACAGACACCGCUGGGAGAGAGCACGGACCCAACCAGGAAGCAAGGCAGCAGCGGCAGCAGCAGCAGCGCUCAGCACCGUGUCACUGCUGCAGCUGCUGCUGCUGUAGCCGCUGCAGCAGACACGCUUCGCCGUCUCUGCCCUUUGAACCGUGCCUUCAUGAUUGCCCUGCGGCAAGAGACGCGCAAGGCUCGCAGCAGCAGCAGGAGCAGCGGGAGCAGAAGCAGCAGCAACAACAGGCAGCUGCUGCCUUUGCUGAGGACGUGCUGGCCCGAGAUGUGCCCGCUGUUGCAUUUGUGGGCCCUCCUCCAGCGUGGAUGUCAGUUCAUCUCAGGAGGGAAGAUGAGGCCACGCCGGCUGCAGCAGCAACAGAAGCCGCAGCAGGAACAGAAGCAGCAGCACCUGCAGCAGCUGUAGAGGCCGCAGCAAAAGCUGGGACCACCUCCACACCACUUGGGACGGCAGCGGCGCCCCCAGUAGAAGCUGCACAGGGGGACACAGCAGAAGGAGCGUCAGGUUCUACUGCAGCAGCACCAGCUUCAGCAGCAGCAGCUGCUGCUUCUGCUGCUGCCCCGAACUCUGAAACUUUUGAGCCCGUGGCAUUUCCCACCCGUCUUUACGGCUACCACAUUGGCCGUCGUUUCGCUGCUGCGGCGCGUGACUCGGCGCUGCUGCUGAAGCAGAAGCGGCAGAAUCGCACAGCAGCAGCAGCAGCAGCAGCAAGAACAGAAGCAUCAGCAACUAAAUUGGUAGCGGCAGCAGCAGAACGAACCCAGGACACCUCUGCGUCUAUGAAUGUUGAUUUGGCAAGCGUGGAACCUGCCGCCCAAAAGGAGGACGCAUCAGCCGGCAGCAGCAGCAGCAACAGCAGCAGCAGCAGCAAGUUACGGUGUACGUGCAGCUGCUGCACGGCAGCAGAUUCGUUGCUCAAGCUGCUGGAGUCAGACCCUCCAACGUUUGUUGCAGUAGAGAACAGCAGCAGCAGGAGCCGCACCUGCUACGUGUACCAGGGCGCCACUGGAGCAGGUAGCAGCGGCUGCAGCAGCACCAGCAGCACGAGCAGCACCAGGGGUUUGGGUAUUGGCAGCAGCAAAGCCUCACGGGCGUCCGUCAGCCACAGGGAGGGCGUGUGGCUGCUGCGCUCUGCAGCAGGAGGAAAGCCAUUUGCUGCGCAGGCCGUGCUGCACCUCCGUGUGUCCGCGUUGCUGCUGCUGCACGCAUCGCGCCGGCGGAAGCUGCUGCAGGAAUUUUCCAGCAGCAACAGCUGCAGCGUGAACGGGGAGAGCAGCGGAGACGCAGAUGCGAGGGAGUCUUGCUGUUGCUGCUGCUGUAAGGACGUUGGUGACGCGCAGUUAUCGCACCAGGGCAGCAGCAGCAGCAGCAGCGGCGGCGAAGCAUUACAACGGCAGCUGCUGCUGCAUGCAGACGCGCAGCUGGACAUUUCACUUGUGAAGCUUUUGCUUCUUGAUGUGCACCGCGCCUUCCCAACGGAGCCGACUUCUCGCGUGCUGCGGCGUUUGCGGCGAAUGACUCUCACUUGGUUUCGCUGCAAGAAGAUGGCGCUGCUGCUGCAGCAAGAACAGCAGCAGCAGCAGCUGUACCAAGCAGAAGCGGGAGCUCUGCUGGGGCUGCCUUCUCAGCCGAACGCCUCCCCCUCCCCAGCCCCAGCAUCAACAUCAACAGCAUCAGCAGCAACAGCAGCAACGGCGAAGCCACUCCAGGCUAAGGACAAGUUUUGUCUGCCUAAUUUGCCGCAGCAGACCCUUCGUAUCUUGCUGGCGGACGCUGCGGUGGAAGCUUCUUACGCAGCGGAGUUGUGCGAAGUGGCCGAGGGCCUUAUAAGCCGAUUGGGCGAUUUCGCUCGGCCUUCGACCUGCAGAACGGGGUGUUUCAGGCCUGCAGCAGCAGCUGCUGAAUCCGGCAGCAACAGCAACAGCAGCAGAAAGGCGGAAAGGCAGCAACUGGCCAUCGGGCUACGGUGGCGGGGAGACUUCUUCUGCUUUGAGCUCUUUGCUGCUGUUCUACAGCAGCCCGCAGAAGACGCUGGAGAUAAAGAUGCAACGAGCGGCUGCUGGCGCCUGCUGCUGCAUGAGGUGCUGCAGCCUUGCGUCUUGGAUGCGGUGUCUGUACACCUGGCAUUUUGCUUAGCCCUGCGGCGGCUGUCGCCGUGGCUGCAGCUGCAGCAGCAGCUCGUGCAGCUGCUGCGCUGCACCGCAGAGGGACAUCAGGUGCUGGCAACAGCAGCCAUGCUCUCCAGCGACUUUGCACAGAGACUGCAGCAUUUGGAGCACCAGCGCCAGCAGCAGCCAGAGCAACAGCAACUGCCGCCGCAGCAGCAACAAGAAUGCCCAGUAAAAAUGGAAGAGGCUGCUUAUCCUCUACUGCGCCACCAAAGCAGUGAAAGCUUUCAGCAGUUUGCAGAAGACCUUGACUCUGCCCUGGCCGAGGGCAACACGUCCGCUGCUGCUGCUGCUGCUGCUGCGGAUGAGCCCGUAGGGGCCCUUAAUUUAGACGAAGCUGUGCAGCGGCUGGCACUUCUGAACAAGCCUCUCGCAGACGGGCCGAUUGAGGAGCCAGCAGCUGUGAAGGAGGAGGAUGAGGAGGAGCAGCAGCAGCUGCUGCAGAUGAAGCAGGAGCAGCAGACGCCAAAGGCAGCAGCAGCUCUUAAAGAUGCAGGCGCCCUCGAAACCGUGGCAGACGAGACAUCCGAACAGACCAAGGAGCAGAAGCAGCAGCUGCAGCAACAGAAAAGAACCGCAGCAUCAGGCGAAGCUCUAGCUGCCUAUUUCAACAGUGUGCGGCAGCUGGAGGAGGCGAGGCAUGGUUGCGGCGACCACAUGCGCUACGGCAGCAAAUCUGAGUGCAUCGACACUGCUGUUGCACUGCAGCUGCUAGACGCUGCGCAGCAACAGCAGCACACAGAGGGGGAGCUCCUCAGCAGUGCUUGCUGCAGCUUAAAGCAACAAACAGAAACCAGUGUAUCGGGGAACUCCCUGCAGAGCAGCGAACCGGCAGCUCGUGCUGUCUUUCAAGCCGUCUUGGUAUCACUGAAGCAGCAGGAGCAGCAGCAGCAGCAGCAGCAGGAGAUGCCGAAGCAGCUGCAGCAGCAGCAAGGGUCUGGAUUCAGUUGCGAAUAUGUCGGCGUAACAGAUGUGGCUGCUGGUGACACCCUCACCCUCUCCCUGCUGCUCACGCUGCUGCUGCCGACGCAGCGCCUGCUGCUUCCCCGAGUGCAGCAGCUAACCCUACGGGAUAUCAGCCGCAGCAUGGGCACGGGAGCUGCAGCACCAGCUUUAGCAGCUACGGCAAGUAGCGCAGCAACAGCAAACCACGCUGCAGCAGCAUGGCAGUGCACUCAGGCAACUUCUGGGACGCUGCAGCCCGAGGGUUUCAACGGGAGCAGCACAGCUUGCAGCAGCCACCGUAGCAGCAAAGGCUGCUGCUGCAGCGGAAUUUGCUGCUGCUGUUACGGCAGCGACAGCGGCAGCUGUGUAGAGGAGGCCUCUGCAGAGCGCGAAGAGCUUUCCACUAUCGUUCUUGCUGCUGGUCCAGCGGGCCAGGACGCCCCAGCGGAGACGUUGCAGGCGUGCGACGUGUUGGGCCCGCUGCUGCUGUCGCAGCAGCAACAGCUGCAGCAGCAGCAGCUGCAGCAGCGCCAACAGCAGCCGCAGGACAAGCAUAAGCAGAUUGACGAGGCUGCUGCCGGGGGAACGGGAGAGGAAAGCACUGCCAGCAGCCCGGCAAGCUCCAGCACAAACCUAAGCAGCACAAGCAGUAGCAGCAGCAGCAGCAGCAGCAGCAGCGGCAUCAACAGCACCGGCACUCUUUGGGCACGCACUGUCAGCGGCGGCGUAAGCCUCCGAGUGACUUCAGCGGAAGAAGGCAGCAGCGGCGUGGAAAGUGAUGGAGAGGGGAGGCCUGCGUCGCCUCUGCAGCAGCUGCAGCAGCAGCCGCUGCUGGCAUCACCAGGCGCCUUGCAGCUCCCGGGCAGCGCGCAAGGCCACGAUCCCGUCAGCAGCAGCAGCAGCGGCAGCAACAGCAGCAGCGCGCUUGCAGAUGCUGAGGGGGACCUCGAGGGCUUUCUUCUGGCAGCGCUGACGCAGCUGACUGGCUUUGUCCACAGAGGGUCUGAGCUCGACGUAGGCAUUCCUAUUGCUGCAGAGCUGAUAGAAGAGGCGGGAGAGGAAAUACAUGCAAUAUGCAGAGUGCCUGCGAACGACAAGGCCUUAUCUCCCUUCCGAUCGUUGACAGCAGCAGCGACCAGCAGCAGCCAGCAGCAGCAAACUUCUCCACAAGAGUAUGCUGCUGCGGCUGACGGGGGGGAGGCGGGCGGCGGCACUCGCUUGGCGUGUACCUGGGCCUCGAGCACUUCCGCACAGCACUUGCAGCAGCAGCUGCAGCAGCAGCAGUCUCAGUCCGAGUUGCGGCUGCUGCCCGCGCUUUUUGCUGGCUUGUACCAUACGGGGGCCACAGCAAAGCGUCGUUUGUUUCCUCGGCACCGUGUCGUAACAGCAGCAGCAGCUGCAGCUGCUGCAGCAGCAGCUGCCACUUCUUCUGCUGCUGCUGGCGCCGCCUCGAAAUCGAGGGGCCGCAGACAGCAGGCCUCCUCUCCAAGUCACAAACAGCAGCAGCAGGCUGGCGCUCAGCGCCAGUCAGCUUCUUCGCCUGCAGCAAAGGAAGACGGAUCCUUUCUGCGACCUACCGCAGCAGGGAGCAGCAGCGGCGCUGGACUUAAGCCUUCUUCUGGCCGCAGCAGCAACCGCAGCGGCAGCAACACCCCCACCGGUGUCUACUUUGAUGCAGCGCGGCAACUGUGGAGGUGUCAGUGGAGGUCUGAAGGGCGGUUGCGCAGCAAGGGGUUUGCUGUUGCGCGUUACGGCAGCUCAGACGAGGCUAGAGAGGCGUGCAUAGCUUACCGAGAGCUUGUUGUGCAUGCAGGUGCUGCAGCAGCAGAAGCAGCAGCAGAAGCGGCGGCUGCAGCGGCGGCAGGAGCCCUCGCAGGAGCAGCAGCAGCAGCUGCCGAAGCUGAGCCAAAGGCAGGUGCACAGCGUGCCACAGACAAAUCUCCCACAACGGCGGUAUCGCCUGUACAAGCAGCAACAACAGGAAGAGCAGCAGUAGCAGCAGCAGCAGCAGCAGCAGCGGUGGAUGAGAUAAAGCAACAGAGGUCGCCUACGUGGAAAGCAGCGAGCAGCAACAGCAACGUCUGCAGCACUGCUGAGGCUCUAGCGGCCCCGCAGCUACUUCAUCAUGGCGGCUUGCUUAAACAUAGCGUGGCAGCGCUGCCGGCACCCGCUGUAGCAGCAAGUGCAGCAGCAGCACAGGCAGCGCUGGCUGCAAGUUUACAACGCGCAACAGCAGCGCCAGAUGCACUAGCAGGGAGCUCACUGCGCGAGACGGGCAGCAGCGAGAGCAGCAGCAGCGGGCCCUACAUGAAUCCACAAGCUGCUCCGGCUGCUCCUGCUCUGGUCACUUCAGCAACAGCAACAGCAACAGCAGCAGCAGCAGCACUUCAAGGCGAACGACUGAUAGAGUUCGCUGGGGACAUUUUAGCUUUGCUAAAUCGCGCGAAAGAAGUGGCGGCUGUGGAGAAGCAGCUUCAAGAGCAGCGCCUGCAGAUGCAGCAACAGCACCAGCAACGCCGGCAACAGCAACAGGAGGAGUCAUCGGCUACGCCUGCUGCUACAUCAGCAGCAGAGAGAGAUAGGCAGCAGCUUCGGCACAUGCUCGUGUCGCAGCUAGAGCACGCGCUGCAGCAGCAGCAGCAACGCAUGCAACAGCUGCAGGUGUUAGGGGACAUCGACCUGAGGCAGCAGCGAAUGUCGGGGCAGGAGGGGGUGUUGCAGCAGCAGCAACAGCAGCAGCAAAUGCUUCUCCACAGGGUUGCGGCACUGAGCAGGCAGGCUGUGCAGCAGCUGCAGGAAGUGCUGCAGACUCUGCUGCAGUUGCCGUUGCAGCAGCAGCAGCUACCUCCGCAGCAGACGCUGCAACAGGAACAAGCGCCGCAGCCAGCGCAGCAACACUUUUCACCCUGGGAGGGUGCCUCGGCAGCAGCAGCAAGUGCAGCAGCCAGUGGGGUGGUGGAGCAGCAACGAGAGCGCGCAGCUUUUGCCUCAGCAGCUGCACCUCUUGAAGGUCAGCAGAGACCGAAGAGGGAGGAGGCAGGCAACGCAGCAGCCGCAUCGGCAGCACCAGCAGCAGCAGCACCAACGGCAGCAGCAGCAGCAGCACACGACGAGGGAGUUCCAGCGAAAAGGCUUCGCGUUGCCCUGGACGGCCUCGCAGGCGCCUGA